Biomphalaria glabrata is the source of this 5551-nucleotide messenger RNA. Its product is annotated as serine/threonine-protein phosphatase 6 regulatory ankyrin repeat subunit C-like. Lineage: Eukaryota; Metazoa; Mollusca; Gastropoda; Planorbidae. The record is from RefSeq and is a predicted model, not a curated record. Gene Ontology annotation, biological process: regulation of cardiac muscle contraction; protein localization to T-tubule. Gene Ontology annotation, molecular function: protein binding. The transcript has 8 exons. Gene Ontology annotation, cellular component: T-tubule. Bases 224 to 1396 code for a protein of 390 amino acids.
AUAAGUUAUGGAUAAUAUUACUGUGACUGUACGCAAUGCUUACAGCGUCGCAAUCGGUGAUUUACUAAAUAUAUAUUUAUAGAGCUGGAUCUAAUCUAUCUAGAUCUAGAUAUCCAGCUAGGCUAGGUCUAUUGUUUUCAGUUGAAGAUAUUAUAGACUCUAGAUUCUAGAUCUAUUUCUAGAUUUAGACUUUAGUCUCUAAUUAAUCUGGAUUAUAAAGAAAAUGCCACGAAAUUUGUGGAAAAAGACAAAACAAUAUGUUUUAGAAAACCUUCACGAAGAAGAUCCAGAGGAGUAUUAUAAAUACAAAUCCAAGAUCAUGUGGGGACUAACUGAAGAUGAAUAUGAGUUAAUGCAGGCUGUAAAGAGCCACUCUGUACAAAAAAUUCGCACAAUGUUAAACAAGGGAGUGGAUCCAAAUUUCUUCAAGAACUCUUUAAACAGACAAACACCAUUACAUUUGGCAUCAGAAGAUCCAGCAAGUGAAAAAAUAGUGGGUGUACUCUUGUUCUUUGGUGCCAACCCCAAUGCUCAAGAUAGUAUUGGAUGUACACCACUUCACCUGGCGUGUCUCCAUGGCAAUGCAGCCACUGUGGAGCUUUUAGUACAAGCUGGGGCUGAUGUCAAUAUCAUUGAUAACUAUGAAGAGACUCCAUUACUGACUGCAUGUAAAGUGAACAGAAGAAGUACUUGCCAAAUUGUUGACAAGUUAUUAGAAGCUGGAGCCAUAGUUUCUUGUACUAAUAAUCACAGACAGUCAGUUCUCCAUAUUUUGACUAGUCCCCAUCACUUCCCCACUCGUACUGAAGUGUGGAUGGUAGAGGAUAGAUUCUCUCUCAUGAAGAAACUAGUAGCCAGUCAGCAUAGACAUUUGUUAGUCAGUAAGAUGUUGAGUCAUGGCUUGUCUGCCAAUAUGUUGGACACCAAUGGUCUCAACCCACUAAGUUGUGAGCUCUUGGUCUUGCUGCAGGCUCCAGCCACUGAAUCUGAUGAAGAGUGUUCAAAACUGCUGACAGCUAAAGCAUUGUUAGCUGGUGGUGCCAUCUUGCAGAUUGAUAAAGUCAUGAAUGAAAUUGAUAAUAUACUCAACCGCAGAACUUUUCGCACACCCUUCAAUGCUCCAGAUUUUAACAAUCUAGCAGAACUGAUCAAAGAGUCUCAUGCGGUUAUACCAAGGCAAAAUUUACAGAUCUGCCUGGACAAGAUCAGAGAAGCAGAGACAGAAAUUGACACAAGCAGCCUGCAGGCUGAGUUAGAAACCUGCUUAAAAACAGUGCCAUCUCUGCUUCAGAUGAGCAAGCUUUGUUUAAGACAAUGUCUAGGUAACUAUGUCUUGAUCCAAACAGAACUACUUCCCCUGCCUGAUAAAAUGAAAGAAUAUAUUUGUAGUGUUUGAUGAGUUAUGUGUGAAUGUCCUUCACAAAGUGUUGGUAGAUGCUGUUAUCAUCCAACGUUCUUAUGUCUUGAGCAUAAGCCAUGACAGACUUGUGUGAGACAGCAGUUGUGUUGCAUUAUACACUCAGUGUAGACUCCACCUUAAGAAUUGUUUGAUCCCAUUGUCCAUGAAACUUUACAAUACAGGGCAUUGGAACAUUGUCCAUGAAACUUAUCUCUAAAAUAUAGGGCAUUGGAACAUUGUCCAUGAAACUUAUCUCUAAAAUACAAAGCAUUGGAACAUUGUCCAUGAAACUUAUCUCUAAAAUACAGGGCAUUGGAACAUUGUCCAAAAGCCAAAGGAUUUUUUAAGGUGGUUAAACAAUCUUGCUAUAAAAAAAAAAUUAAAAAAAAAAAAAAAAUGCCCAAAAUAGUUUUUAGCAAUUUGCAAUGAAAACUUAAUAUUUGUUUUCUUUUAAUAGAUUUAGAUACAGACACAUUUUUUUAGAAGUGCUUGGCACAUUUUUUUUUUUUUUUUUUUCAAAAAAUAUUAGUUCUUCACGUGACUUGUUUUUGUUGAUUAUUUUUUUAUUAUCUUUUAUUUCAGUCUAAUUUGUUGUUGUUUUUGUUAGCUUAUUAUAAACUUCAAAUCAAAAAUUGGAAAUACAGUAAUCAAUUUGAAAUGUGAUUUUAUUUUAUAUGCAUUGAAGGAUACAUUUAAUGUUUAAAAUGUUUCAAGAUUGUAUCAUUGCCUUAGUUAAACAGAUGAAGCACAAAUCUUGAACUAUGCCAGAUCUAUUUAUGAGUUGAAAUGAAAUGCAUGGUUAAAUGUAAAUUUGGCUUUCAUUAUGUUCUUAAAAAGUAUUGAUAAUGUCAGGUCAUUGCAUUUUUUUUUAAUUAGCCUACUAAUUUUUUAAUAUUGACACUAAAGAAAAUAUUAUUUGUAUUGUGUAUAGUCAUUAUCCAUAAGGGAAUUUUUUUUUUAAUAGGUAAAAUUGUCUUAUAAAUAAAUUUUAUAGUUGUUAUACUUUGUAGUACAUUAAUGAACAUUUAUGUUGAUGAAGACCAGUUGGUCUAAGUUGUGGAUAUGUUUGUAAAAAAAAAUAAUUAUUGAACUUUUGGUCCUUAGAAAAAUGUUGUUUUUAUAAUUUAUUAUAUUUUUCAUAUCUUGAGCUAUAAUAAUUUGAUUGCCUGGUCAUGUGGCAUGAGCCUUAUAAUGUUGUUAUGAUGGUCUUGAGUUUGAAAUGUGUCUACCUUCAUCCCCUGCUAUCCUGAUGGAGGGUUUGGCUAGGAAUAGUCUUUAUUUCUGAAGGAAUAGUCUUCAUUUCUGAAGGAAUAGUCUUUAUUUCUGAAGGAAUGGUCUUUAUUUCUGAAGGAAUAGUCUUCAUUUCUGAAGGAUUGUCCAAAACGUCUAUAACAAAGCAAGUAAGAAGUAAAACUGUUACAGAAAAAGUAUGUUUUUGAUUUGAGAUUCAUAAUAAGAUGUUUGGUGACAUGUUUGGCAACCUGGUCAUGUGAUGUGCACUGCAGACUGUCAUCAUAGUAGUCCCCAGUUCCAAGCUUGCUGUCAUACUGUACUGUCCUGCAGGGUGUGUAGCCUAUAAGUAAUAUUUUGCACUUCUGAACACCUGAAACCUAUCAAACAAAAGAUGAGAUUUUGUGAGUGCUGAACAUUUGGGUUACUUUCACUGUUGAUGGGGUUUUUAAUAAUAAUAAUAAUAAUCUUUAUUAUCCGUAAGGAAAUUUGUCUUACAAUUUGUGCAUUACACCAAACAAAAAACAUUAUAACUAUAAAAAACCAAAGUGUACAUUCACACCAGACUCACUCAUAAUUUACAUGUGACAAAGUUUAUACCAGAUUGUUCUUAUUUAAUGAUUUGAUUGCCAGGGGAACAAAAGAGUGUUUGUGUCUGUUUGUCUUUGCUAUCGGUGUCUUGUAUCUCUUUUGUGAUGGUAAAAUCACAAAAUCCUGACACAAAGGGUGAUUCUUUAUUUCGAGGAUCUUGUUAGCUUUUUUAUAGAUGUUUGUCUCAAACAACUGCCCAAAUGGGGUUUGUUUUUUGCCAAUGAUUUUGCCAGCAGCAUUUAGGAUUCUAUUAAGUUUAUUUUUAUUUUUAAUGCUCAGAUUGCCAUACCAGGCAGUGAUAUUGAAACUUAAAAUAUUGCAGAUGUGAGCGUGAUAAAACAUAGCCAAGGCCUUUUUGCUAACAUUAAACGAGGACAGUUUUCUUAGUAGUCGUAAUCUUUGCUGCCCUUUUUUGCUGAUAUAAUCAGUAUUUGGAGUAAGUGAGCCUCAUCAGAUUUUUCACAAUUUACUUUGAUAUCAAAUCUUUAUCAUUGUGCUUACUUAGCUGAAAUUGAUAUUUGAUACUUGGUAAAAUUAGUAAAUCAGGAUUUAUUUCAUUACAAAAGAGUAUUGUGAAAAUGUUGAGAACUAAUUGUUUAAGAUCAUUCACAGACUUAUGCAAAACAUUUAAUUUCUUUUACCCUUUCAUCAAUUUUUUUUUUGUUACUUAAUUCUGUUUUGUACUUUACCAGCUGUAUUCAGCUUAUUUAUUUGAAAAUAUCCAUCAACUAGACUUUUUCUCCUCUUUGACCAGUACAAUGAUUUUGCCCCCUCCCCCCCCUCCCCCCAAAACCACCGGUCAAGUGUCCCUAAGUCCUUGCAUAGAGAAAUACAAUGUGAUCUUUUUCAUAGUUGAAAGAUUUCUUUAUUUUAUUUUUUAAUGUAACAUAUGUUUGAGUCUCACCUCAUGUAUCAGCCUGAACAAAAACCUUUGCAGAUGUUGUGAGUCUCUAGCAAGGAAGAGAAUUGUUUUUUUUUUGUCUGAUGUAUUUGCUUAAUGUACAUCCCUGUGAGAAACUAAAAGAGAUUGCACUUGCUGUACUUUUGUCUAGUUUUAUAAAAUGGUUGCUAGACUUUGAUCUGAAUGAACAGGUAUUUCUACCCAUUUGCAAACAUUCAUAUGGGUGUGCACCUGUUUUAGUUUGGCCAUUUGUUGUAAAUAAUAUUAUUUGCUGUUAUGAAAAUAAAACACAAAUAGUGUUCUGAUUAGUGUAAUUAAUUGUUACUAUUUCUGCUGGGGUGGUGUGAUUGCCAUGCAGGUUGUAAUGUUCACAGGCAGGUGGUUGGAUUUCAUUUAACUAAUUGGAGUUAGAACUAGAGUGUCUAUUUAGUGCAUUUACUGGUUCUCUGUGACAUUUCUGUGUUUGGAUGUCCAGUACUAGUUAGUAUGCCAAUGUCCGGUACUGUUAUUUGGCUGGAUGGUGUGAUUGGCAUUGUUUGCUGGUUGAUGUCUGUUGAUUGGUCUCUUCAAUUGGAUGUGUCUGCUGGUUAUUUGGCUGGAUGGUGUGAUUGGCAUUGUUUGUUCGUUGAUGUCUGUUGAUUGGUCUCUUCAAUUGGAUGUGUCUGCUGGUUAUUUGGCUGGAUGGUGUGAUUGGCAUUGUUUGUUCGUUGAUGUCUGUUGAUUGUUCUCUUACAUUUGAUGUGUCAACUGCUUUGGUUUAUCAGCACAUUGUUUGUAUAUAACCUUGAUGCCCUAACAUAGCUUUAUGCAAUAGAUCUACAUAUGUAUGAAACUUGCAACCUCUUGUGUAUCCAUGUGACAUUUUUGUUUCCAUUGUCAUAUCAAUGGCCAUGUUACCCAGACAUGUUGCUUCCCCUUACUUAAGUUGCUUCUUAACACUUUUUAAAGACAACAUUAGUUUGUGCAAAUGUUAAUUUUAUUGUUAUUAUUUAGUCAAAUCAAAUCUAGCAUUGACUAUGAUUUCUAAUCCCAUGUUUUGUUAAGAAAACACAAUAGGAAAUAAAUUUCUAAUUUCAAAUGUAAAGUUCUUUUUAAAUGUUCAAAGUAAAAAAUAUAUUUAUAUACCGGUAUUUAAAGAAUUUUAACAUAGUAAAAGUCUAGUGAGCCACAGUUAUAUUGCUAAGUUUAAACCAAGAGUUCAGUUGUUACCAUACAUACAAUGUUGCACUAAUGACUUAGCUAUUGGCAUGUGGAGUUAUUGAUGUCAACUAUGAAACUGUAUAUUAAUUUUUCUAUUUCACUAUGUCAAUAUUUAUUUUUACACCUUUUGUGUAUGUUAACAAUUCGACAAUUGUGAUAAUUUUCUUUGAUGAAGAUUUUAUCACUGACUAGAACUCCACUAAAUGUAGAUCUAGUGAUCACCAAAAGUG